AUGGCGACCGAAGGGACGCCGUUCCGCGAUAGGUACGCCAGCGAGGCGCGCGCGGCCGCGGCACGCGCGCACGCGCCGCCAUUGGAAGAACCCCCGACGCCCGUGCCCCGGCGCGUGCACGCGCCGUCGUCGCCCGCGCCGCGACCGACCGCCCCGACGCCGACGCCGCCUUCCAAAUUACUGCAGCGCUACCUCGCCUCCGAGGCGACGAAGAUACCGGAAUCGAGCGCAUCGGGCGGCGCGGCCCUUGAGGCGGAGGUACGAGCGCGGACACGCGCCUUGGAGCUCGAGGUGGCGCGCGCCGACGGUGCGAGCGCGGUCGCCCGUGCCGACGGUGCGAGCGCGCACACGACGUACCAUGGCCGGCGGCGCGUGCGAAACGACGGUGACGGCCUCGACGGCGCGGCGCGCGGCGUCGACGCCGCGGCUCGGGCGGUGCGGCGCGCGCGGGCCGCGAGCGCGCGCGUGGACAAAGAGAACGACGCCGGCGUCUCGCUCGAGGUCCUCAAGUUGGCGCGAGACGUCGCUCGCCACAUCGAGGCCUCGAGCCGCGUGCUCCAGGACGCGACGGCAGUGCUGGCGAAGUUCGAGGAUCCGGCGAACGAGAAGGCUUUGUCUAGAGAUCAGGUCCGAGCGUUCGACGCGGACGGUGGCGCCGAAACGGCAGCUCCGGCGCGUCCGGGCGACGAGGACGCUUGGACGGACGGCAGCUCAGGUGCCCUGACGCCGCGGCGCGAUGCUGCGCCCUGCGCGGAGUCGGACGCCUGGACGGACGCCUCGGACGACGAACCCCCGCCUCCGCCGACGCCGCCCCCCGAGGACUGA
Molecule: messenger RNA, 825 nt
Organism: Pelagomonas calceolata
Lineage: Eukaryota; Pelagophyceae; Pelagomonadales; Pelagomonadaceae
Source: the annotation of a GenBank genome assembly